AUGACUGAAUAUUUGAAAGAUGGAGAUCAAGUCGACCGACAAUACCUUGAGUAUACUAGAAAUAGUACCACUUUCUGCAACAGUGCCCCGGCCAACAUUAAUGUUGAUGACGAUUCACUGGCAUUGAAAGAUGUACCUUCGUUGUCAGAUAUCAUCGACUGUCAAUGUGCAUGCGAUGGCGAGAUCAAUCUAACUACAUUUACCACCUAUCUCACUUCCAUACACUGUCAAGAAAACCUCGAGUUCAUCAUUGAUGUUAAGAAUUACAAAAAUCAGCUAGGACAAGAGCCACUGCUGGCACUUUCGCUGCCGGUCAUGGAUCUAUGGCACCACAUCUACUCGAAAUAUUUGACUCAGGAUUCAGAAGACGAGAUCAAUUUGCCGGGAUCAUUGACUUUGCAACUACACUAUGCCCAACCACCUUCAUCGGACAUACUUGAAAAAUGUUCCCUCUACAUUACUAAUGAGAUUUUGCAAAAUCUAUAUCACGAAUUUGUCAAGAAAUUGACCAAUAACAAACAGGGUUUGUACCGGCGCAAGAGCGCAUUGGUGCCACCAACUAUUGGCACUUGUGGCUUGCUGCUGCCGCUGCCGCGUAACCAAGCUAGCAGUUGUUGUUCACAUAGCAGCUGGUGUUGUCGCAAGCAGUCGCAAUUGCAAUCGGAACUAUGCAAAACACAACACGAUAUUGCUGCUCAUCAACAAAUGAGUAAGAACAAAAAGCCAAUGGCAGGGUUUAGACCCAUGACUCUAACUCCACCGUUGUCUCCACCUCCAAUUCAGGAAUUACAACAUCAGAAGCCUCACCAGCACCAGCACCAACACCACCACAAUAGUAAUCUCCUUCAUAAAGUUCACAAACAACAACACGGCGACCAUUUCAGAUACUCAGGCUACGACUAUUACUCCAUCCCCCAAUCAGAAGAAGAUAAAUCAGGAUCAAGUUCAUGUCUGUCAAACUCAUGCUUCAAGAACACCAGCGCAGAAGAUGUUUCAACCGAUCAGGAUAGCAUCAACAACGAGAAUGACCGUGUUGAAGCAUUGAAUGAUUUGGUAAUGGUGAACUCCUACAGUAGCAACACGAGUCCGCCAACAACGAGCCGCACCGAUUCCAUGCUGACAAACAAUACCCUGACACUGAUGUCACGAGGUGGCAGUCUUAAGUCUACAUUGAUGGACAACUCAGUGCAAUAUUUCAACAACAAGAUGAAGAAACUCAAGUUUCGAAGAUUCAGUCAAGAAGAUACUACUACGAGCUGA
Messenger RNA from Lodderomyces beijingensis, 1260 nucleotides. Lineage: Eukaryota; Fungi; Ascomycota; Pichiomycetes; Serinales; Debaryomycetaceae. The record is from the annotation of a GenBank genome assembly.